Spinacia oleracea (spinach) is the source of this 694-nucleotide messenger RNA. The record is from RefSeq and is a predicted model, not a curated record. NCBI's taxonomy places the organism in Eukaryota, Viridiplantae, Streptophyta, Magnoliopsida, Caryophyllales, Amaranthaceae.
GCCUAUAACAAUAUCUUCAUCAAAACAAUUUGUGUUUCUUCUUGCACAUACGAAAUUCAUUGAAUUUUUCUAGGUUUUCAGAAAUGGGCGUAUUAAUGAAAAUUGAAAUUGAAGUUGAUAUCAAGUCAUCUGGAGAUGUGUUUCAUGAAUUAUUUGGCAGCAAACCUCACCAUGUCUCCAACAUCACCCCUGACAAAGUUCAUAGUUGUGAAGUGCAUGAGGGUGAAUUUGGCAAGCCUGGCUCGGUUGUUUUUUGGCAUUACACAGUUGAUGGAGAAAGAUGUACAGCCAAAGCGGUAGUUGAAGCAAUAGAAGAGGAGAACAAGUUAGUGAAAUUCAAAAUCAUAGAAGGGUCACUUUUAAAAGAGUACAAAAGUUUCACGGUAACUCUUCAGGUGGUUGAUAGAGGUGAAAUUACUGCGGUUAAGUGGACAGUUGAAUUUGAGAAGUUUGACGACUACGGGCCUUACCCAGUUAAACUCAUGGACUUCAUAGUUGGAAUGACAAGAGAUAUUGAGGCCCAUCACCUCAAAGAAUGAUGAGCUUGUAAAAGGAAACUGUUCGUCUCUUAAUUCAUACUCCAACAUAUGUGUAGUGUCUAUAUUUGAAAUGGUGUGUCUCUUUAAUUUGUGUGUAAUAUGUUUUAUUUUAUGUUGUUAAGAUAUGAAAAAUGUAAUUUUAUGUUUCGUUUGGA